UUUUUUCCCUCUUUUCCAAAACGUCCCGCGACGAGAUAGAGAGAGAGAAGAAGAAGAAGGAGACGAACAAGAAGCAGAAAACCCAAAUCCUUCCCUGUAAGCCUCAAAUUUCAGUUUAAAAAAUGCCUCGAGAAAUCAUCACUUUGCAAGUCGGACAAUGUGGGAAUCAGAUCGGAAUGGAGUUCUGGAAGCAGCUGUGCCUCGAACACGGCAUCAGCAAAGAAGGGAUUCUCGAAGAUUUCGCUACUCAGGGUGGUGACAGGAAAGAUGUGUUUUUCUAUCAAGCUGAUGAUCAACACUACAUACCAAGAGCUCUGCUGAUGGAUUUAGAGCCUAGAGUCAUCAAUGGGAUUCAAAACAGUGAAUACCGGAAUCUCUACAAUCAUGAGAAUAUAUUUGUCUCAGAUCAUGGAGGUGGUGCUGGAAAUAAUUGGGCGAGUGGGUAUCACCAGGGAGAGCAGGUUCAAGAGGAUAUAAUGGACAUGGUUGAUAGGGAAGCUGAUGGAAGUGAUAGUCUUGAGGGGUUUGUUCUAUGCCAUUCAAUAGCUGGAGGAACUGGCUCAGGAAUGGGUUCAUACUUGUUGGAGACCUUGAAUGAUCGCUACAGCAAAAAACUUAUUCAGACAUACAGUGUGUUUCCUAACCAGAUGGAGACAAGUGACGUAGUUGUCCAGCCAUACAAUUCACUUUUGACACUUAAGCGGCUUACACUGAAUGCAGAUUGUGUUGUUGUUCUUGACAACACUGCAUUAAAUAGGAUUGCUGUUGAACGCUUACAUCUGGCAAACCCUACCUUUGCACAAACAAAUUCUUUGGUUUCGACUGUAAUGUCUGCAAGCACAACCACUCUGCGUUAUCCAGGAUACAUGAACAAUGAUUUGGUUGGGCUUCUUGCAUCUUUAAUUCCGACACCUAGAUGCCAUUUCCUAAUGACAGGGUACACUCCACUUACUGUGGAGCGUCAGGCUAAUGUAAUUCGAAAAACUACAGUACUAGAUGUCAUGAGAAGACUUCUGCAGACUAAGAAUAUCAUGGUUUCCUCUUAUGCACGAACAAAAGAAGCAAGUCAAGCAAAGUACAUAUCAAUAUUAAAUAUCAUCCAAGGAGAAGUAGAUCCUACUCAGGUUCAUGAAAGCUUGCAGAGAAUACGUGAAAGAAAGCUUGUUAACUUCAUUGAGUGGGGUCCUGCAAGCAUUCAGGUUGCAUUAUCUAGAAAGUCCCCAUAUGUUCAAACUGCUCAUAGGGUUAGUGGUCUUAUGCUAGCUAGCCAUACUAGUAUACGGCACCUCUUCAGUAAAUGUUUGAGCCAGUAUGAGAAGUUGAGAAAGAAACAAGCCUUCCUUGACAACUAUCGGAAGUUCCCUAUGUUUGCAGAUAAUGAUCUUUCUGAAUUUGAUGAAUCUCGAGAAAUAAUAGAAAGCUUGGUUGACGAGUACAAAGCUUGUGAGUCACCUGAUUAUAUCAAAUGGGGAAUAGAGGACCCAGACCGGGCUCUAACUGGAGAAGGCAAUGCUACAGGGACAGUUGAUCCUAAAUUAGCAGUGUAAACUAUCCAAGUAAGCCAUGCACUCCUGUUUCAAAGAAAACCUUUGAAGCAUGGUUGGAUCUUUCCUUUUGCCAAGUAAAAUGAAGUUUAUUUUAUGAAAAUUCCUUUGCAAAAGGAAUUCAGAGAAGCAAGGAUGUGAUUAAUGAGCUUGAUAUGGUGGAAAUUCAGUGUCGAAAUGGCACAACUCUGGGGCUGUAAAUUUCUGUUGUGUACCACUGUAUGUUUUGGGUUUGAUUGUGCUUGCUUGCUUCAUGCUUACUACUGCAUUUCUCCUUUCAAGUCUUUGUAUCUCUGCCAGCUGGAGCUAAUUUCCAGUCAUUUGAUCAUAGACCUAAAAUAGGA
Nelumbo nucifera (sacred lotus) is the source of this 1888-nucleotide messenger RNA. RefSeq names its product tubulin gamma-1 chain. The record is from RefSeq and is a predicted model, not a curated record. NCBI's taxonomy places the organism in Eukaryota, Viridiplantae, Streptophyta, Magnoliopsida, Proteales, Nelumbonaceae. Gene Ontology annotation, cellular component: microtubule; gamma-tubulin complex. Gene Ontology annotation, molecular function: GTP binding. Gene Ontology annotation, biological process: microtubule nucleation; cytoplasmic microtubule organization.